Molecule: messenger RNA, 2636 nt
Organism: Diachasmimorpha longicaudata
Lineage: Eukaryota; Metazoa; Arthropoda; Insecta; Hymenoptera; Braconidae
Product: trafficking protein particle complex subunit 13
Exons: 8
Coding region: 413-1630 (405 amino acids)
Cellular component (GO): TRAPPIII protein complex
Source: RefSeq, a predicted model, not a curated record
AUGGGCAGUGUUAGUAGAAAUAAGUUCCGAAGUUUCCGUAAAAAUUUUAAACCUUUAGCAAGCAUAUUUUUAAAAAUCAGUUAAAGUCCAAAGUAUUGAUUAGAGUUGGCAGUUUAACUGUUACCAACGUUCGAAUAUUGCCGCUGCUUCCGAAAUUUUCCGAGCUCAUAAACCGACUACGAAGACAGCUAAGCACUUUUCAUGCCCUCUGAAAAUGAAUUUUCCUCGUUGUAAUUAAUUUGACAUAACUUGGUACUCUCUUAUUCUCAUUGCUACUCAGUCUGUAUAAAAAAGUAUGGAAAAUCGUGAAAAAGUGCGGUGAACACCUUGGAUUUAGUACAAAUGUCACAGCUCACGUUUCUAACCAAACUGUCACUUGUCAUUUUCUCUCGUGAGACAUUUCGUUGUAAAAAUGGAGCCAAAGUCGAAAAGCGAACACCUGUUAUCUCUAAAGGUGAUGAGGUUAACAAGACCGACAAUCGCCACUCCAGCUAUUGUGACAUGUGACUCGGCUGAUUUACCUGGUAAUACUUUGAAUAAUGCCUUAAAGGAGGAUUGCACAGCUCUCCAGGGGAUGGAGGUCCUGGCAGUUGGACAAUUCAUGGUUUUACCUCAGAGCUUUGGAAAUAUUUAUCUAGGAGAAAUUUUUUCGAGCUACCUCUGUGUACAUAAUGGGAGUAAUCAAGUGGUAAAGAACAUAAGUGUGAACGCUGAUCUUCAGACGAGCACUCAGUGUAUUCGUCUGUCAAAUAAGAAUGUAAAUAUCGGCGAAUUGACAGCGGAUAGUACUAUUGAUGAGGUCAUUCGUCAUGAAGUGAAAGAAAUUGGAACUCACAUACUAGUUUGUGAGGUCAGUUAUACUCCGUCAGCUGCAGGAAGUGUUCCUCAAUCGUUUCGAAAGUUCUUCAAAUUUCAAGUAUUGAAGCCCCUCGAUGUGAAAACAAAGAUCUACAAUGCAGAGUCAGAUGAGGUUUAUGUAGAAGCUCAAAUAGAGAAUCUCACUGUUGGACCUAUAUGCUUAGAGAAGGUGGCACUAGAAUCCUCAUCUUCUCUAUUCGCUGUGUCAACAUUGCACACCAACGAUCGAGGGGAAUCUAUAUACGGUGCCGUCAAUGUACUGGAUCCAAACUGCAGUAGGCAGUAUCUUUACUGUCUGAAGCCUCUGCCGAGUUUACUCAAAGACCCCAAAAUAAUGCAUAACGCCACACAAAUUGGAAAAUUAGAUAUUGUGUGGAGGAGUAAUAUGGGAGAGAGGGGAAGAUUGCAGACUAGUCAACUUCAAAGAAUGGCUCCUGAUUACGGGGAUCUCCGAGUAACUGCGAGAGACAUACCGAUAGAAGUAUUCCUCGAAAGCAUUACUGAGUUCAAAUGCCACGUGAUAAACACAUCAGAGAGGAGUAUGGACUUAUUACUGAGCUUAGAAUCAAAUAGUUCUAUCGCUUGGUGUGGAAUAUCAGACAUAACAAUUGGAUCUUUGAAACCAGGAGCCUCUACUGAUAUUCCUCUGUGCCUCAUUCCUUUACAAACGGGUUUAAUUACAAUCUCUGGACUGAAAUUAGUCGAUACCUUCCUCAAGCGUGUAUACGACUAUGAAGAUCUGGCGCAAGUAUUCGUCUCUCAAUUGAGUUAAAAUUGAGAACAAUUAGUUAUUAUGAACACGAACAAAAGAAGAGGAAAAUAUUAGAAUGAUAUUUUAUUACUGGAAAUAUGCGUCUAGAGUAGACAUUCUUUCAUUUUCACUGACAGCACCAACAGCACAAGCGAGCAGAGUUUGUACAUCCUGUGGCUCAUUACCCCCAUAAAUAUAUCCAUUAGCUUUGUCAAUUGCAUUUUUCACUUGGAGAAGAAGGCCCUGGUUUGAAAUGUCGAGUGGUAGAAAAGUCACGAGACUGUAGUCUUCGAUGAGAGAUACCAAUGCUGCAUUGAGUUUCUUGUAUCUGGAAGGAUAGAGUUUUUUGAGUAAUUUCUUCGGAAGAAUAUUCCGAAAAUGUUAUCAAAACUAUUUUUUGUUUGGGUUGCUCUUGCACUUUUACAAUCCAAAGAUAUUUUUUCGCCUACAUCUACUAAUUCUAGAGAUAUUCAAAGAUAUUUGCAUUGUUUUUUUAAAUUCAUUCAAAACUCCCCCUAAAUAAAGUAAUUCCGUUUUUUAAGUCAUUCUAUUUAUUACUUAACUACUGGUAUGAUCAAUAUAUGGAAAAUUAAAUACAAAAUUACUUACUUGGCAGUCAUGGGAUCCUCGUCGAGUUUAUCAAGCAAAUAAUUUAGAUCCAAUACUUCAGUGUAAAAGUCUAUGUUGAAUGCUAACCGGUCACAGAAUUUCUUCAUCUGAUCCAAUUUGGUCAUGAUAUUAACAUGAGGUAAGCCCAAUUGUAGCAUUGUGGUAGUGCAGAGUACAAGAGACGACAAGUAUUUUCCUAAAAUCAAAUUGACUCAGUGAAAUGCCAUAUUUUUUAGAGAGCAAAUAUUGCGAGUAAAUAACGCACCUGUUUCUUAACUAUCAAAAUUUCAAACAUAAUAUUACUGAAUAAUUUAGAAAUAAUGAUUUUUAAAAAUUUGUAUUUAUUUUCAAAUCGUAAAGCCUAUGAUUAUGUAAAAUAAAUUAUUAUGUCAAAUAAAUUAUAUUGUUUGAAAAAUCA